Rhododendron vialii is the source of this 4146-nucleotide messenger RNA. Its product is annotated as suppressor of RPS4-RLD 1. The coding region runs from base 211 to 3546 and encodes 1111 amino acids. The record is from RefSeq and is a predicted model, not a curated record. Gene Ontology annotation, molecular function: protein binding. Gene Ontology annotation, biological process: negative regulation of DNA-templated transcription. The transcript is spliced from 24 exons. NCBI's taxonomy places the organism in Eukaryota, Viridiplantae, Streptophyta, Magnoliopsida, Ericales, Ericaceae.
UCUCUCCCCUUUCCUCAUCGCUUCCUUCGAACUCAUUUCCAGAUUCUCCACUCCUCUCUCUCUCGCUCUCUCUCUCUCUCUCUCCCUCCCUCCCUCUCUCUCUCUCUCGACCUUUUUUUAAUCAUUUCCCUUCGAUCCGAACAAAGAAGUAGAGGAUUGAAGCCAUCACUGCUCCUGAUCCGUUGCUUCUUGUUUCUCUCUCUCUGUGGGAUGGCGCCGGCAAUCGCGGAGAGAAUCGAACUCGCGAAGCUCUGCAGCUCCCGAGACUGGUCCAAGGCCAUUCGCGUCCUUGAUUCCCUUCUCUCCCAGUCCUUCGCCAUUCAAGACAUCUGUAACCGAGCGUUUUGCUAUAGUCAAUUGGAGCUCCACAAGCACGUGAUCAAGGACUGCGAUAAGGCCCUCCAGCUCGACCCCGCGCUGCUUCAAGCUUACAUUCUCAAAGGUCGUGCAUUUUCUGCUCUGGGAAGGAAAGAGGAUGCUUUCUUGGUUUGGGAGCAAGGGUAUGAACAUGCUCUUGGACAGUCUUCAGAUUUGAAGCAAUUGCUGGAACUGGAAGAGCUUCUCUCAGUUGCCAAAGAAAAUGAGAGAAUUUCUGAGGACCAUGCUAUGGAGUCAUGUGAGGCUUCUGUGCCUGCAUCUGAGCUUCUCUCUGUUGCCAAAGAAAAUGGGAAAAUUUCUGAGGACCAUGCUAUGGAGUCAUGUGAGGCUUCUGUGCCUGCAUCUGAGCUUCUCUCUGUUGCCAAAGAAAAUGGGAAAAUUUCUGAGAACCAUGCUAUGGAGUCAUGUGACUCUUCUAUGCCUGCAUCUGAAGCUGCACCUGCUAUUUCAAACAAAUCAAGUGAUGCCUGCAAUAUAAACAAUGAGCUGAGCGGCGCGGUUGAACUGUGCAGCAAGUCAGAUGAUAUGUCUGAGAUGCACAGCCAAUCAAAUGGUAAAUGUGACAUACAUAAUGAAUCAAGUGAUAAAAUCAAGACGAACGGAAAGUUUGCUGACCAACGAAACGGAACCAGUAAUGGCCUACCCAAUGGAGCCCAUAGUAGCCAGCCCAAUGAAACUUACGGCAUUCUUAGCAAAUUGGCUGAGGAAUCGGAAUUAUGUAAGGAGUUAAGUGAUACAUGCAAUAAAUCACCUGUCGUUAGCAGCAAAUCAAGUAGUAUAUCUGAGAUCCGCAGAAAGCCCAGCGAGAAAUCUCAUGAUUUAGUUGAUGAAGCCAAGAAGAAUAAGAAGUUCUCUGUUGCUAGGAUUUCGAAGGCCAAGUCAAUAAGCGUAGAUUUCCGAUUAUCAAGGGGAAUUGCACAGGUAAAUGAAGGGAGAUAUGCUCACGCGAUAUCCAUCUUUGACCAGAUCCUAAACGAGGAUCCUACUUAUCCUGAGGCACUGAUAGGAAGAGGAACGGCAUAUGCGUUCCAAAGGGAACUCGAUGCUGCUAUUGCUGAUUUCACAAGGGCUAUUCAAUCGAAUCCAUCAGCUGGUGAGGCAUGGAAACGUAGAGGGCAGGCCCGGGCUGCCUUGGGGGAAUCUGUCCAGGCCAUUUCAGACUUGACUAAGGCGUUGGAGUUUGAGCCAAAUUCAGCAGACAUAUUACACGAAAGGGGGAUUGUUAAUUUCAAGUUUAAGGAUUUUAAUGCUGCUAUUGAAGACUUAUCUGCUUGUGUACAGCUUGAUGAGGACAACAAAUCAGCUUACACAUAUUUGGGAUCAGCAUUAUCUUCAAUUGGUGAAUAUAGAAGGGCUGAGGAGGCACACAUGCAAUCAAUUAAACUUGAUCCAAAUUUCCUUGAGGCAUGGGCUCACUUAACACAGUUCCACCAAGAUUUAGCAAAUUCAGAAAAGGCUCUCGAAUGCCUUCAGCAGGUUCUGCAAGUUGAUGGAAGGUUUGCUAAAGCAUAUUACUUGCGUGGACUUGUACUCCAUGGGCUGGGAGAGCACAGGAAUGCUAUCAAGGAUUUAUCACUUGGGUUGAGUCUGGAGAGCUCAAACAUCGAAUGUUUAUAUUUAAGAGCCUCGUGCCACCAUGCUAUUGGAGAAUAUAAAGAAGCGGUAAAAGAUUAUGAUGCCGCUUUGGAUUUGGAACUAGAUUCAAUGGAAAAAUUUGUUCUUCAAUGCCUGGCCUUCUAUCAGAAAGAAAUUGCUCUCUAUACUGCUUCAAAGAUCACUAGCGAGUUCAGUUGGUUUGACAUCGAUGCAGAUAUUGAUCCCCUCUUUAAGGAGUAUUGGUGCAAAAGGCUGCACCCCAAAGAUGUGUGUGAGAAGGUUUACAGGCAACCACCCUUACGCGAAUCUCUGAGGAAACAUAAGCUGAGAAAGCAAGAUGUUGCUGUCACAAAGCAGAAGACUGCUCUCAUACAGGCUGCAGACUCUAUCGGCAAGAAUAUUCAAUAUAAUUGCCCUGGCUUCUUGCCCAAUAAGCGUCAGCAUCGUAUGGCUGGCUUAGCUGCUAUUGAGAUUGCACAAAAGGUGUCAAAGGCAUGGCGUUCUUUGCAAGGAGAGUGGAAACAUUCUAAUAAAAUCACAUCAAAAUAUGGAAAGAAAGCCCGAAGAAAGGAAAAAAUCAGUAUUCCUAGCCAGAACAGAGGUGGUGCUGGUUGUAGUACUAGCAGUUCCUCCGAAACAUCAACUUCGUAUGGAAUUACCUUGGAUAGAUCUUCGGGCCGUGCUACAAUAUCAUGGCAUGAUGUUUAUUCAAUGGCUGUAAGAUGGAGACAGAUCUCGGAACCUUGUGACCCAGUUCUCUGGGUGAACAAGUUAAGUGAGGAGUUCAAUUCAGGAUUUGGGUCUCACACGCCCCUUAUUCUUGGGCAAGCGAAAGUUGUUCGCUACUUUCCAAAUUAUGAAAGAACCUUAGAUGUUGCAAAGGCUGUAAUUAGGGAAAAAAUGCAUGUCUACAGCAAGGGAGAUACUUUCAUUGAUCUAUCUAAGGAUGGAAAACUGCAAGAGAUUAUGAAUGCAGAAUCCUGCUCUGAUCUUUACAGAGUGGUAGGUCAGGACUUCUGGUUGGCUACUUGGUGCAGCAGUACAGCGGUUGAGGGGAGACGUCUUGAAGGAACCAGGAUCACUCUUGUGAAGAUGGGAGAACAUGGAUUUGACUUCGCCAUUAGAACACCUUGUACACCUUCCAGAUGGGAAGAGUUUGAAGCUGAAAUGACUGUGGCAUGGGAGGCUCUGUGCAAUGCUUAUUGUGGUGAGACAUAUGGGUCCACUGACUUCAGCAUGCUUGAAAAUGUGAGAGAUUCAAUCUUGAGGAUGACAUAUUACUGGUACAAUUUUAUGCCGCUUUCCAGAGGCUCUGCUGCUGUGGGGUUUGUAGUUUUGCUUGGAUUGCUUCUUGCUGCUAAUAUGGAGUUCACUGGGAGCAUCCCCGAGGGUUUGCAGGUGGAUUGGGAAGCUAUUCUCAACUUAGAUCCAAACUCCUUUGUUGAUUCGGUAAAAAGUUGGCUGUAUCCAUCUCUGAAGGUCACUACGUCCUGGAAAGAUUAUCCAGACGUUGCAUCAACUUUUGAAACAAUUGGAUCUGUUGUGGCUGCCCUCAGCUCCUACACUGACUGAGCAUUUUUCAUACACAAGGAACACUUGUUUAAAGACACCCAUAUCCACACACGGUUGUAUCAUUUCAGAAAGCUGAAAUUACAAUAAGGUUUCCUGCCUGCUCUUGAAGCCUUGACCUUGGGAUUACUCGUUUCAACUUUCAAAUGCUAUUCAAUCUGAAGAAUGAUGAUGAACUCAUUCUGUGUGCCACGCAAAACCGAAACUUCAUGGGAUAAUUUUAUUGUACUUUCAUGAAUUAUGAAAACCUGUGUUGGAAAAUUUGUCAAUUUUUUUCACAUAAUUUGAUUUUGUGCAGCACAGAUGAGCAGUAAUGAGCAACACAUUCUAACCGAUGAUUCUCCCUGAUCUGGUUAACCCGUCUUGGAGCAGUAAAGAGAUCGAGGUAAAAUUAGGAGAGAUUUGUCCAUAUUCUCAGCAGCUUGUUUAUGUAUUACAUGUAUGCUUGUUGUAUAUUGUUCUCAGGAGGAAACUGCAGUGGAUUUAUUUUUCAUUCAUCCCUUUUUCCUCCAAUAAUUGUCUUAGAAUACAAUUUCUUAGUUAUUAUGUACACAUCAUGUUAUUUAUAUGUUUUUUACCCAUUUUCUUCGGUAUGUGGUCGAA